AUAUCCACCGUUGGAUCAAAUCACGAUCACAGCACAUCUCACAGAGUUCUACUCCACCUUAAACCCUUGUAAACCUAAAUUCUAGAAGGAGAAAUCCUUUUUCUAUUUCAAAGAGAGGAAAAUCUCUCUCAUCUAUCUGCCCUCUUUGUAACCCCCUCAACAAGCAGUGGUAUUGAAUGGCGGCGCGUGCUUCAGCUUCUUCCGGUGCGGCCGGAAAUACCGUCAGAAUUGUGGUUGCCGGCGAUGCUAAGACGGGGAAAUCGAGUUUAAUAGUUACUGCCGCCGCCGAGAGCUUCCCGACCAAUGUUCCUCCGGUGAUGCCGCCCACCAGGCUUCCCGAGGACUUGUACCCGGACCGUGUUCCGGUAACAAUUGUUGAUACUUCGUCCAGUCCUGAGAAUAGAGGGAGGCUUGUUGAAGACCUAAAGAGAGCUGAUGCUGUUGUGCUUACAUAUGCAUGCGAUAGACCUGAAACUCUUGAUAGAUUAAGUACUUACUGGCUUCCUGAACUUCGAAGAUUAGAGGUUAAAGUUCCCGUAAUUGUGGUGGGUUGCAUGCUCGAUAAGAGAGGUGAUCAGCAGCCUGUUAGUCUGGAGCAGGUUAUGUCACCAAUAAUGCAACAGUUCCGCGAAAUUGAAACUUGUAUCGAAUGUUCUGCAGUAAAUCAUAUUCAGAUUCCUGAGGUCUUUUUCUAUGCACAAAAAGCCGUGCUUCACCCUACUGCUCCACUCUUUGAUCAAGAGCAACAAGUUCUGAAACCAAGGUGUGUUAGGGCUUUGAAGAGGAUAUUUAUCCUCUGUGACCAUGAUAGGGAUGGCGCCCUCAGUGACGGAGAGUUGAAUGACUUUCAGGUCAAGUGUUUCAACGCCCCACUUCAACCAUCUGAAAUAGUGGGUGUUAAAAGGGUUGUGCAAGAGAAAUUAAUGGAAGGUGUCGAUGACCGUGGUCUUACAUUGACUGGAUUUCUGUUUCUCCAUGCACUCUUUAUUGAGAAAGGACGUCUGGAGACAACAUGGACUGUGCUUAGGAAGUUUGGAUAUAACAACGAAAUUAGACUUCGUGAUGAUCAGUUGCCCCCUCCAAUAAAGAGGUACCCUGACCAGAGUGUGGAGCUGACUAAUGAAGCUGUGGAGUUUCUCAAGAAAAUUUUCUACACCUACGACGUUGACUGUGAUGGAGCUCUUCGACCUGCCGAGCUUGAAGAUUUAUUUUCGACCGCACCUGAGAAUCCUUGGAAUGAAGCUCCAUAUGUGGAAGCUGCAGAAAAGAAUGCUCUUGGAGGGUUAUCACUCGAUGGGUUUUUAUCCCUGUGGGCCCUUAUGACGCUUCUCGAUCCAAUUCGUAGCGUAGAGACCCUUUUAUAUAUAGGUUAUGGUGAUGAUCCCUUAUCUGCUAUACGUGUCACUCGAAGAAGACGUUUGGAUCGUAAGAAGCAACAAACUGAAAGAACUGUGUACCAGUGUUUUGUGUUUGGACCAAAAGAGUCUGGCAAGUCUGCUCUAUUGAACUCCUUUAUUGGAAGGCCUUUCCCUGAAGAAUAUGCUCCCACCACUGGUGACAGAUAUGCUGUUAAUAUCAUCGAUCAAACUGGAGGACAGAAGAAGACUCUUGUGCUACGAGAAAUUCCGGAAGAAGGAGUGAAAGAGUUCUUGUCCAGGAAGGAUGCUUUGGCUGCAUGCGAUGUGGCUGUGUUUGUUCACGACAGUUCUCUUGAACCUUCUUGGCAGAAAGCAACAGAGAUGCUUGUGGAUGUUGCGAGUCAAGGUGAAGCAACUGGUAACGAGGUGCCUUGCCUCAUUGUUGCUGCUAAAGACGAUCUCGACCCAUUUUUGACCGAGAUUCAAGACUCAACACGGGUAAGCCAGGAUAUGGGAAUAGAGGCACCUAUUCCUCUCAGCACAAAGCUGGGAGAUUUCAGUAACAUAUUUCAUAGGGUUGUAAAAGCAGCAGAACACCCUCAUUUAAGCAUUCCCGAGACAUCUGCUGGGAGAACCCGUAAGCAGUAUCACCGCCUUAUUAAAAACUCCCUUGUCGUAGUUUCAGUUGGAGCUGCAGUUACGGUUGUUGGGUUGGCUGCUUACCGUGUUUAUGCUGCAAGAAAGAGUUCUUCGAGUUAAGAAAGGCAAUGAAUUCGAAGUACAUCUCCAAUCCUCUUCAUUUUUCACUUCUCGUUUCGUAUUGUGAAAAUAGAUUUUUAGUGAACAUAAUAAGUUAUAUUGUUAGACCCCCUCUGCAAAAAAAAAGUUCCAAUGAUCGAUCGCUCUUCCUAUUGUUCCACAAGUAAGGAUUUUUUUCUUCUUUUUUUUUUUUUCCCGUCAAAUUGUUAAAUUUUUCUACAGUUGUGCCAUUUUCCUUGAAAUAUGAUCAGAUGUACAGCUGUGAUUUUUCUCUC
Molecule: messenger RNA, 2392 nt
Organism: Erythranthe guttata (spotted monkey flower)
Lineage: Eukaryota; Viridiplantae; Streptophyta; Magnoliopsida; Lamiales; Phrymaceae
Product: mitochondrial Rho GTPase 1
Biological process (GO): mitochondrion organization
Cellular component (GO): mitochondrial outer membrane
Molecular function (GO): calcium ion binding; GTP binding; GTPase activity
Source: RefSeq, a predicted model, not a curated record